AUGGCAGCAAUUCUCUCAGCAGUAAAGGACGUUGUCCUCCCCCCAUCACCACCAUCCUCCGACAGCGCCGAACCUCAACUCCCAGACUACCUUCUCGCUCCUCCAACCGUCAUUCCCACAGAGACUUUAGAUAUCGAUAAAUCUACUCCAGACUCGCAUGUUCCUCGAGACCCUCGCUUGAUUCGUCUCACGGGAACCCAUCCCUUCAAUGUCGAGGCUCCGUUGACGUCGCUGUACGAUGCUGGGUUCUUGACGCCGCCGGAAUUGUUUUAUGUCCGUAACCAUGGAGGUGUACCAAAGGAUCUCGAGCCCGAAGGCUGGAUGGUCUCGAUCGAAGGUUUGGUUGAAAACCCCAUCAUGCUCCCCCUCGAACAAAUCACCGAGCAACUCCCCCAAAUUACAAUGCCAAUCACCCUCGUCUGCGCCGGUAACCGCCGCAAAGAACAAAACAUGGUCCGCAAAGGCUCUGGCUUCAACUGGGGUGCCGCCGGCGUCUCCACCUCCCUCUUCACCGGCUGUCUCCUUUGGGAAGCCAUCAAACUCGCUAAACCCAAGAAAGAGGCGAAGUACGUUUGCAUGGAAGGAAUCGAUAAUCUUCCUCAGGGACAUUACGGGACGAGUGUCAAGUUGAGCUGGGUUAAAAAUCCGAGUCGGUGUAUCAUGCUCGCACACAAGAUGAACGGCGAGAAGUUGCGUGAGGAUCACGGGAAGCCGAUUCGUGUAGUUAUUCCUGGUGUCAUUGGAGGUCGCUCUGUCAAGUGGUUGAAGCGUAUCGUCCUCACCGCCGAGCCCUCCGACAACUAUUACCACAUCUACGAUAACCGUGUCCUCCCCACCAUCGUCACCCCCGAAAUGGCCAAGAACGACAAAAAGUGGUGGCAGGACGAACGGUACGCAAUCUAUGACCUCAACGUACAAUCCGCGAUUUGCUACCCCCAACACGACGAAAUCCUCCCCGUCUCCGAUCUCGAUGCGCAGAUUAACUCUGUGUACACCGUAAAAGGAUACGCCUACAACGGUGGCGGCCGUCGAAUCACCCGUGUCGAGGUUUCACUCGAUAAAGGUCGUACGUGGCGCCUCUCCGAAAUCCGCUACUUCGAAGACGAGUACCGCGAAUUCAACGGCCAAGAACUCUACGGCGGCAGAAUCACCCUCGACGACGACCGUUGCUGGUCAUGGUGUUUCUGGGAAUGCGACGUCUCCAUCAACGAACUCGCUUCCAUCGCGGACAGGGGCGAGAUCUUGGUGAGAGCGAUGGAUGAGAGUAUGAAUGUGCAGCAGAGGGAUAUGUAUUGGAGUGUGAUGAGUAUGAUGAAUAAUUGUUGGUUUAGGGUUGCGGUGAGGAAGUGUGAGGGGGGGAUUAGGUUUGAGCAUCCGACGCAGCCGGCGCUGGCUCCGGGUGGCUGGAUGGAGCGUGUGAAAAAUGCGGGAGGGGACUUGCAGGAUCCGAAUUGGGGUGAGGUCGAUGAGACGCUGUCUGACAAGCCAAAGCAGAGGAUUCCGAUUAAGAAGGAGGAGAUCGUGAUGAUCAACCCCGAGGUGAAGCGGGAGAUCACGAUGGAGGAGGUCGAGGCGAAUGAGAAGAAUGCGUGGUUUGUCGUGCAAAACGAGGUUUAUGAUGGUACGGGAUUCUUGAAGGAACAUCCUGGUGGUGCGGAAUCCAUCAUUUUGGCUUCGGGUGCCGAUGCUACGGAUGAUUUUAUGGCGAUUCAUUCGGAGAGUGCGAAGAAGAUGCUAGUGGAUUACCAUAUCGGAACACUGGUUUCCCGCGACGAUGAUGGAUCACCCCAGAAGGUCGGGGAGCCGGCCCCCACCGCUGUGCCGAGGGCGCACUUCCUCCAUCCUAAGCAGUGGUUGAAAUCCAAACUCGUCUCACGCACGGAAGUAUCCUCAGACUCCCGCGUUUUCACCUUCGAACUCGAACACCCCGAACAAACCCUCGGUCUCCCCAUCGGCCAACACCUCUUCGUUCGUCUCGAGACGGCGUCGGGCGAGAAGGUGGUGCGUGCCUACACCCCGGUCUCCGACCCGAACAUGAAGGGGAAGUUUGAGUUGUUGGUCAAGGUCUACAUGGCUACCGACAAUAUGGAGGGAGGAAGGAUGACUACACUGUUCGAGGACAUGAAGAUCGGGGAUACGGUUGACUGCAAAGGUCCCCUUGGUUCAUUCGAGUACCUUGGUAAGGGUCGUUUACGCUGGCGUGGAGUUGAGCGUCAGGUCAAGUCGUUCGCGAUGUUGGCUGGUGGAUCUGGUAUCACUCCCAUUUUCCAGGUUUUGCGUGCAGUCCUUGAGGAUCGCUAUGACGAAACGAUUUGUCACGUCAUCUACUCCAACAGGACCGAGGAAGACAUUCUCUGCCGUGAAAUCCUCGAUCAGUGGGUGGAGGAGCAUGGUGUCAAGAACCGUGUCAAGAUCCACCAUACCCUCUCCAAGCCUUCCGAGGACUGGAAACACGGACGUGGACGUAUUGAUAUGGAUAUCAUGAAGGAGCAGCUUUGUGAGGCAAACGAGAACGAGUGUGUGAUGUUGCUUUGUGGUCCUGGUGGUAUGCAGGAGACUGUUAGGACAUCUGCCAGCAAGCUGGGCUGGAACGUCGAAAAGGAUUUGGUCAUUUUCUAG
Messenger RNA from Saitoella complicata NRRL Y-17804, 2619 nucleotides. RefSeq names its product nitrate reductase NiaD. Gene Ontology annotation, biological process: nitrate assimilation; nitric oxide biosynthetic process. The transcript is spliced from 2 exons. Gene Ontology annotation, molecular function: molybdopterin cofactor binding; nitrate reductase (NADPH) activity; molybdenum ion binding. The record is from RefSeq and is a predicted model, not a curated record. Bases 1 to 2619 code for a protein of 872 amino acids. NCBI's taxonomy places the organism in Eukaryota, Fungi, Ascomycota, Saitoellomycetes, Saitoellales, Saitoellaceae.